ACCGACUUAACGGAGGACUGGGGCUUGGUCUCGAAGUUUUCAGCAUCUGUAGAUGAAUCAUAAUAGCAUCAAGAUGUCGGGACGAUCAGGCCGCGCUGAAACACGGAGUCGGGCUAAAGAUGACAUUAAAAAGGUUCUGGCAGCCAUCGAGAAAGUGCGCAAAUGGGAGAAGAAAUGGGUGACAGUUGGAGACACGUCCUUACGUAUAUUCAAGUGGGUGCCAGUGACAGAAACAAAGCAGAUUUAUCGUACCAAAUCUACAGGUGGAGACGUUAGAGGACUGAAAGAUGUGGUCUUAGAAAACACUAACUCUUUACUGGAUUUUACUGAUGAAAACAGCAACCAGAGCUUCCUGUCAGAUGUUUACCAGUCUAAAAUGGAUAACAGCAGCAGCAACUCCAGCUCGCAGCAGGUCAGCCCACCGCAUACCUCCAGCCUCCGAACUGAAGACUCGCAGCCACCGAUGCUUGGCCAGGAGAGUGUGGAUGAGCCAGUUCAUUCAGGACAGGAGGGGGCUGAUGAGCCUCCUACUCUGAUCAAGGAGGACCUUCUUUCAUCAGGAACUAUCAGAAGGAGCACUCCAGACUCACAGGAGGAACUGGAUGAAGCAGGGGCACCUCCUUUAAAGAAGAGUUGCACAGGAGAAAAUGUUGUUCUGAGAUAGUUUAUUUAUAAUUAUUAGGUCAAAGUGCACACCAUACCUGUCCUCAGUUGUUGUCAGAUUAGCUAAGCUUUACAAAUUAUACCAAUUCUCUUGACCUAUUUACGCAAAUACUACUCAUUAUAUUUCUGCGAAUGACAAUGAAGUGUUUCCUGAUAAAGCUUUGUUCGCUUUAAAGUGGUGUUUUUUUUUAAAUCAUUCUAGAAUGAUUGGAGGGAUUUCUUUCAUUGUAUGGCACGUUACUGCUUUAAAGGCAGUGUGUAUUUAAAUUCACAUGCUAAGGUGUCUAUUUUUUUUUUAACAGAUUUAGUCAUGGUGCACUUGAAGUGUACUUUUGCAUGUUUCUUUAUCAUAUUGCGUUAUCCUGUUUUAUUGUUUACAGGCCAUCUUGAAAAGAAAUGUGAUGCUUUAUGCAAAUUGAUACUGAUGUAUAGUGAUAUGCUAUUAUGUAAUAAACAUGAUGCCCUUUCUGGAACAUCUUUUGGCUAAUCACAUGUAAAAAUAAAUGUUUUUUAUGUUUGUAACAUAGUUUGCUUAUGUUUAUGAUUAAAAUGCUUUGGUAUCCAUAAUAAAUGCUACCUUCCAUUUCCGUUCAA
Betta splendens (Siamese fighting fish) is the source of this 1257-nucleotide messenger RNA. RefSeq names its product BAF chromatin remodeling complex subunit BCL7B b (gene bcl7bb). NCBI's taxonomy places the organism in Eukaryota, Metazoa, Chordata, Actinopteri, Anabantiformes, Osphronemidae. The record is from RefSeq and is a predicted model, not a curated record. The transcript is spliced from 6 exons. Bases 53 to 664 code for a protein of 203 amino acids.